Molecule: messenger RNA, 2672 nt
Organism: Brassica rapa (field mustard)
Lineage: Eukaryota; Viridiplantae; Streptophyta; Magnoliopsida; Brassicales; Brassicaceae
Product: protein IDA-LIKE 3
Biological process (GO): floral organ abscission
Source: RefSeq, a predicted model, not a curated record
UGCGUCAACAACACUAAUUAUAUAGAAUUUCAAUUGGUUACAUACAUGGAGCUCAGGGUAGACAUACCAACAAAGAAAAAACUUCAAUGAGAGCGAUGCAUUGAAGAAAACGCGUGAACGUUGCGGGUUGUAAUAGUAGAAUUAGACAGUGUUGAUACAGUAAUGCUUAGAAACUUGAAUAGGACAGUUUUACCAAAAAAAAACUUGAAUAGGACAAGCUUUUUUUAUUUCUUGAUUCUUCUGACAUAACUACUGUUGUUGCCUUCUAUUUUCAGUUUCCUUCUGCUCUUCUACCAUCUUGUCGGUAAUAAAGGCAAUUCCACUUAAAUAUUUAUGCCGCAAAAGAGGAUACAACUCAUUAGGUUUGCAUUAUUUGGUAAAACCUAUGGGCUUUGCGUAGAUUAUAUUGAGGACCAAUGUUCAUUAGGUAAACAGUUGAUGAUGAUAUUUUGUGGCAGAAAUGUAUAGUAAUGUAUAUUGCUUGUUCCGUGUCUUGUGGUAUAGUAGUUGUAUUGAGUUACAGUCAAGUCAUGUUCUAACUCAAACUUAUUUGGUUGUAAAAUGUCAAUCUAUAAUUCUACAUAAGAGAGGUAUCUAUGCUAAUGCCUCGUUGGCUAGCUCAACUAAUCGUUAGAGAUCGUUUACAUACAAUAUUGGACUAAAGCAAAUGAAUAUAAUUUUUUGGACAAUAUGAAGUGAAAAAGCUUUGCCUUGACCCACCACUAAUUAUUUCUAAUGUCAUUUUCUUCUCUCUUUGUCGCCUAUUCCUUUUUCAUUUCGCUUAUAUGAUAAUAUAUUACUUAUUGACGUAUAUAAAAAAGCAAACAACAAUGACAAUACUCAUUAAAAGAAAAUUAGAAAUCUAAGAACUAUGUGAUAAUUACCAGUUAACCCCAAUUAAAGACAGCUAUAAGUAACGCUAAACCUAAUAGUCUGUUCAGACUAGUAAGCUUUCUUACUUGACUACGGAAAACAUGCUUAGUUUGGAAUUAGGUUCUGUAGUUUCCUUACAUAAAAAGAAACACACGUACGAAAUAAGAAGAAAAGAACCAUACGAAUUGAACCAUAAGUAAAUAAAAAACAUACGAAUAGAACCACAAAUCAACAUCUUUCAGUCACAUUCUAUCUCUCUCUUGAUGUGCCCAUAUUUCUUGCUGUCAACAAUUCACAGCCUCCUUCAUUGCAUCACCCAUCAACAAACAAAAAAAACGCCUUUAAAUAUUAAAUAAUUCUACCUAAAAACCAUUCAAACAAACAAAAAUAUUUUCCCACUCUCUCUCUCGCUCUCGUUUUCUCUCAUCGUCUCCUCCAAUCUUUAGUUCAUCAGAUGUCUUCUCGAACCCGCAGAUCAAGAACCAACCAACUCAGGAGAACAAUCCUUAGUCUCGGUCUUCUUCUUGUUAUUUUGAGUUGCUGCAAUGGAGCUAGAACCACGAACAUGUUCAACACGAGUUCACCACCUAAACAACCCGACGUAGUUUCACCCCCUCAUCCUCAUCACAAUCGUCAAGUACAAGAUCACAAAAAUGUACAGUUUUUGGGGUUCUUGCCACGUCAGUUUCCGGUUCCAGCUUCUGGUCCUUCAAGAAAACACAAUGACAUCGGUUUAAGUAGUACUACUGGGACUCCUUCUCCUUGAAGUUCAAAAUAUUUUAUUAAUCAUUCUCCCUUUUUAUUUCUGUAAGUUUUGUGGUUUAAUUUUGGUCUAAACUGAUGUAAAUAGAAUAUUAAUUUGAUUUAUUUCUGGGAAAUGCUGUGGGAAGAUCAUCUUUUUUUUUUGUUUUUAAUAUUGGAGUUUGUUAAAUCCAUUGAAUUAUUGCACGUACGUAAGUAUAAAGGAGGAGACAUAAGGGUCUUUGUCUAAAUAAACAAUUAUUACUCCUUUGGAUCUUCCUAUAAGGAAAGUUCGUUCUCAUAAGACUCGGAUACAAUGUCCUAGUCGUCAAUUAAUCCGAAUGAUGAUGAUGAUACUGUAUCAUGUCACAUUCAAUAUAGGUUACGUACAAUCACCGACUUAGUAAGUAGGAUAACUUUGUAUACUAUUACGAUUGAUAAUUUUGGAAAUCUAACAAAUUAAAUCUCAAUUGUAUAUCACAUAUAGAAUUGUAAAUCUCAAUUCCAUAUAUAUAUUUGAAAAUAUUAUAAGAGUUUUAAGCAAUUAGAAAAGGAUCGAUAGAAAGUAAAUACAGUACGUUGUGUAAUCUAUUUAUACACUGCAUACAAGUAUAAAUUGGAAUUUAAAUCUGUUUUGCAUUCAGAUUCGGAGCUAGAAGCGUUAAGAUGAACAAUUGACAACAUGUUUCAUCAUUCGACAUGUUAAGAUUUUAUGACAAAUUGCAAAGACUUAAUAAAUAUGAUAAAAGAACCUCAGGCGCCGAUUUUUUUGACAGAGGUGAAGAAGAUAAAAGAAAUGAAAAGAGAUUCCAUGACUUCGUGAUAUCCUAUAUUUUUUGGGGGAUAUGGUGAAAUUGUUGGCCUUAGUUAGAAUUGUUUGAUCUUUUCAUAUGAUUUUUUGUUUGGUUGUUUAUUCUAUUCAAGUGUUGUCCGCCGAACUACUUUAAAUUUAACUAUUUAAGUAAUAAAAUGGUUUCUUAUGUCAAGAAAACAAGAAUACUAUAGACUUUUUGACGAGCACUAGUAAUCUGUGUUCGUGCGUCAAAGAAUGGUCAGUU